Molecule: messenger RNA, 2195 nt
Organism: Hevea brasiliensis (rubber tree)
Lineage: Eukaryota; Viridiplantae; Streptophyta; Magnoliopsida; Malpighiales; Euphorbiaceae
Exons: 5
Coding region: 403-1848 (481 amino acids)
Molecular function (GO): phosphatidylinositol binding; metal ion binding
Source: RefSeq, a predicted model, not a curated record
CCACAACACGUUACCACUAGAUGAUUCCUGGAGGGCAUUAUAGUCUUUUGGUUAGGGUUCCCCAGUCUGGAUGUGGCCCAAAUAAUUAAAGUACGAGCCGAAGCACUAAAACUAAGAUAUACGACUGCACAGUAUUCUUGAACUUGAGUUGGAUCAUCGUGUGAGCCCAACAAACAAACAUCUAUUCAAAAUAUCAAUCGGCACGAAGCGUCGCAGCUUGGGUCCCCAUCUUCGUCUUUUGUUUUGGUUUUUGGUGUGUGUUGGUGGUUGUCGUCGUCGUCGUCGUCGUCGUCGUUGUUGUCGUCGAUUAAAGAACCCAAGCUUCAGCUCAUAUUGGACCUCUCACAAAUGAGAAGUGCAGCUCUUGUUAUUUUGAACUAUUAGGAAAAUAUGGUGUAACUUAUGGCAACUUUUGAAGGAAAAGUUAAAUUCACUUCCCUUUCUAAGCAAGAAAAGGAGAAAAAUAUAUACCCUCAUGUUGAUGACUUCAGUAAUUCUGUAUGGCCUGCUACGAAAGGUGUGUCUGCUCUCCAAUUAGGCUCAAAGUCUGUGAAAGAAGAUUUUUUGAUCCAGUUACCAUUCAAGUCUGAAGACUUCCUUGAUGGGGGAUAUGAUUCAAGUGAGGAUUCUUGCAAUACAAUGCAAAUUACUAGACCUCCAGAGGUCAACUUGAAAAAUGUUUUAAGUGGGAUAGUUGCAAUUUUAACUGGGCGGAACAAAGGCCCAAGUGUUUCCAUGAAUCAACAACUUCCAAGUUCAAAUGUUUCCUUUCUUGGGCCUGAAAAUAAUGGGGACACAUAUUUGCAUUCCUCGGUUUACAUACCAAGUGCCCCUUCACUUUUGGAACCAAGUGGGAUUAACUAUAAUGCCUAUAAAGAGGUGUUAGAAGCUGAACCCCCAGAGUGGCUGCCAGAUAGUUCUACUACAGUUUGCCUGCAGUGCACUGCGCCCUUCACAGUGCUUACCCGUGGAAGGCAUCAUUGUCGAUUUUGUGGUGGAAUUUUUUGCAGAGCAUGCACAGAAGGAAGGUGCUUGUUACCUGUUAAGUUUAGGGAGAGGAAUCCACAGAGGGUUUGUGAUGCCUGCUAUGAUAGGCUUGAUCCCAUACAAGGAAUUCUCAUCGAUACCAUUAGCAAUGCUGUGCAAGCAGCAAAGCAUGAUGUGAUGGAUUGGACAUGCACAAGAGGAUGGUUGAACCCUCCUGUUGGUUUGUCGAUGGAGCAUGAGAUAUACAAAGCAUCAAAUACAUUGAGAAGCUACUGCCAGGUUGCUAGAUUGAAUGCUGAAAGGUCCAUACCUCUAGCAGUUCUGAAAGCAGCCAGAGGCUUGGCAAUCUUAACUGUUGCCAAAGCUGGUGUAUUCAUUGCUUACAAACUUGGCACCGGUUUGGUCAUUGCUCGAAGGUCAGAUGGAUCGUGGUCUGCCCCAUCUGCCAUAUGCUCAGUUGGUUUAGGAUGGGGUGCUCAGAUUGGGGGUGAGCUCAUGGACUUCAUAGUUGUCCUCCAUGAUAUGAAAGCUGUGAAGACAUUUUGUAGUCGCAUGCAUUUUUCACUUGGUGCUGGUUGCAGUGUUGCAGCAGGCCCAAUUGGGAGAGUCCUGGAAGCAGAUCUUCGGGCUGGGGAUAGAGGUUCAGGCAUGUGCUACACUUACAGUCAUAGCAAAGGGGCAUUUGUUGGAGUAUCACUUGAAGGGAAUGUAGUUGCAACGAGGAUGGAUACCAAUCUAAAAUUCUAUGGUGAUCCUUAUCUCACUACAAAUGACAUUUUGCUUGGUACUGUGGACAGACCAAAAGCUGCACAGCCCUUGUAUGCUGCCCUUGAUGACCUAUACUCCAGUCUGAGGUGUUAGUUGCCAGGCUCUAUGAUUGUGGCAUGUCUCUGUUGGAUGGUAAGUCUCUAUCCAAUCUAAUGUUUCUCUGUGCAUGUGCCAUGUCUCUGUCAGCUGUUGAGAUGUGCACUUGCUCCUGAACUUGAUUCUCCCUCUCUGAAUUGUAUAGUGGCCCUAAAUUUAUUGGGUGUAUGCCCACACAAAGGGACGACAGUUUCACGUUCGUUUAUUAUGAGCUCUCAUUCAAUUUGGUUAAUGUGCUUUUGCAAAUAUCCAACCAAUCCUCAUUGUCACGAUGUAAAUAGAUAAUUGUAUAAUACCCAAUUAUUGGGAUUUGAAAAUAUAUAGAUUAGUUGGAUGAUGAUCAA